AUACAUGCAUGCAUUCCAGAGACCAGAUAAAUCUGAUAUGUGCUGACAACUUCACCCUUCUCCUCCCUUCACUCACUGGGCUCGGCCCUUCUUCUUCUUCUUCUUCUUCUUUAGAGAGUAGAGAGUUCCUCCUUCCUCAGUCAGGCAUUUGAGCAAUGUGAGUAGUCUGAUCUGUGCGUGCAUGUGUGUAUUACUUAUAAAAGAAGAAGAAGAAGAAGAAGAAGAAAGAAGAAAUUCAGAUGAAGAUGACUGGCAAGAAGACACUGCUGCUAGCUGCAUUGUCUCUGUAUGUUUUGCUGCUGGUCGGAGACGGCUUUGCUCUCUCCUCUGCUACUGAUGACGCUGCCGCCGCCAGAGCCAACUUUACUGUUGGUGGUGAAGUCUUUGUCCAUAAGAAAGAUGCAUAUGGGUAUCCCCCUCCUCCUCCCCCUCCCCCAGCUUACGGUUAUCCAACUCCUCCACCACAACGCUCCAAACCUCCAUCCCGGCAUCAUCCUCCACCGCCACCACCUUCCCCGCGGCAUUAUCCGCCUCCAUCAACUCCUCGAUGUCGGCCACCACCCCGCUACCCACCACCGCCUUCUCGAGCCAAACCACCUUCUCUUAGGCAUCCCCCACCGCCACCUCCUCAUCACCGACCUCCAUCACCACCCUCCUACCACUACCCUCCGCCACCCUCACAUAGGCAUCCACCACCACCUUCGCGAGCUAAACCACCCAAACUAAAGCAUCCACCGCCGCCACCCCGUCGCCAACCUACACCUCCUCCGCAAUAUCCAUCACCACCUCCAUAUCGCUACCCCUCGCCACCCCCAUGCACAUGGAGGCACCCACCGCCACCUUCCCGAGCCAAACCACCAUCACUUAGGCAUCCACCGCCACCACCUCCGUCCCCGCGUCCAUCCCCACCCCCGUACCAGUACCCACCACCACCCUCGCGACCCCCAUCACCACCUCCUUCUCAAGGGAAACCACCCUCGCUUAGGCACCCGCCACCACCACCACCUUGGCACCGACCUCCACCUCCUUCCCCGCACCCAUCCCCACCCCCGUACGAGUACCGACCACCACCCUCACGAACCCCAUCCCCACCACCCUCUCAAGGCAAACCGCCCUCGCUUAGGCACCCACCACCACCGCCACCUCGUCACCGACCUCCACCUCCUUCCCAGCGCCCAUCCCCACCCCCGUACCAGUACCGACCACCACCCUCGCGACCCCCAUCCCCACCACCUUCUCAAGGCAAACCACCCUCGCUUAGGCAUCCACCACCACCACCACCUCGUCACCGACCUCCACCUCCUUCCUCGCACCCAUCCCCACCCCCCUACCAGUACCAACCACCGCCCUUACGGCCCCCUUCACGAGCCAAAGCCCCCUCCCUUAGGCAUCCGCCGCCACCACCACCACCUCCUCGUCCUCGUCCCCGACCUCCACCUCCCUCCCCCUGCCCAUCACCACCCCCAUACCAAUACCAACCACCACCCUUACGACCCCCGUCACCACCACCUUCUCGAGGCAAACCACCCUCAGUAAGGCGUCCACCUCCUCCCAUUCGCCGACCUCCACCACCACGGCGGCUAUCACCACCUCCUCCCUCACCUCCCCCUCCUCGUGCAACUCCACCUCGUCCAACGUAUCAACCACCGCCAAGCUACCCAUCACCGCCGCCUCCUGCGCCACCACAAUAUGGGAUACCACCGCCCCCGUAUGCGAAGUAGCAUGUCAUUGAUAUUGAGCCUGGAGAGUUGCAAAAUUAAGGUCGCAAAAAUCUAGUCUGUGUAUUGUUGACCGGCAGUGUUGUAUGUUCUGUUCUCCUUCCCUUCUUUUUUCUUCUAAAAAAAAAAAUGAGUGUGUUAAUAGUGACGCUUCGCUAGGAACGACAAAUAAUAAUAAUAUGCUAGCCAGCUUUGUGUGUUGAAUGAACGUUCCACUCCUCGCUCGUUUAGAUAUUAUGAAAAUAAAAUAUUUAUGCUCA
This is a messenger RNA of Punica granatum (pomegranate), 1978 nucleotides long. The record is from RefSeq and is a predicted model, not a curated record. NCBI's taxonomy places the organism in Eukaryota, Viridiplantae, Streptophyta, Magnoliopsida, Myrtales, Lythraceae.